AUGGAGGCUCAUAUGGUUAUGGGGGCUUAUGCCGUUAUGGGGGCUUGUAUGGGUAUGGGGGUGGCUAUGGGGACUUAUGUGGGUAUGGGAGGAGAUAUGGUAGCAGCAGGUGCUAUUCCCCUCGCCGUGGAAGCUGUGGCCCAUGUUAAACCCAGAAGAAAGAUCCACGGAAGAAGAAACAACCAGGAAAUGAAAGAGAAGAGAGAGAUUCACCACUCAACUUCUCAAAAAUGGGAGCCUGCAACUCCACUCGAAAUCAGUGGGGGCUCAUCAAAUAGGACAAAAGCCCAAUAUGAGCAUAAGACUAAGCUGCAGAACAAUAUAGACCAUAAAGCUAAGGUAACAGGUUUACGACCACCACAAAAGAUGUCUUCCUGCCAAGACCUGUGUUACCGACCCAGCUCAUAUUAUCCUGGCAUAUGCCCAGAUCCAUGUGUUGUUGCCCGCAAUGAGCCUUGUAUCACCUCGUGUGGAGAUUCGACAGCAGUGGUCUAUCCACCACCGGUUUCCGUGGUAUUCCCAGGACCAAUUCUCUCUACUUCCCCUCAACACAGCGUAGUGCGAAGCACCUUACCAGCUCUACCCUAUGGAGCUGGGGGUGUAUCUGGGGGUGGUAUUUUGGGUGGCUCAAUUGGUUAUGGUGGAGGUUACGGUGGUGCAUACGGGGGUAGAUAUGGAGGUGGUUUAGGGGGUGGUUAUGGGGGCUUAUAUGGGGGUGGUUAUGGGGGCUUAUAUGGGGGUGGUUACGGGGGCUUAUAUGGGGGUGGUUAUGGGGGCUUAUAUGGUUAUAGGGGCUUAUGCGGUUAUGGAGGCUCAUAUGGUUAUGGGGGCUUAUGCCGUUAUGGGGGCUUGUAUGGGUAUGGGGGUGGCUAUGGGGACUUAUGUGGGUAUGGGAGGAGAUAUGGUAGCAGGUGCUAUUCUUCCCGCCGUGGAAGCUGUGGCCCAUGUUAA
This is a messenger RNA of Caretta caretta (loggerhead turtle), 951 nucleotides long. NCBI's taxonomy places the organism in Eukaryota, Metazoa, Chordata, Testudines, Cheloniidae. The record is from RefSeq and is a predicted model, not a curated record.